AUGCAGUGCACCGGCGGCACCCCUUGCGAAGCGUGUGCCUCAAGAAGGAGUCCGUGUGUCUACGACGCGAGUUCUGACCAGCGUCGAAAGAUUGCCAACCAGCGCAACGUUCACGAAUUGGCAGAGACCCAAGUACAACUUGAAAGGCAUAAACAACUGCUUGGGGGCAUGAUUGCCACCAUCAGAGCCGGCGAUUUCGACGCCAACAGCGAUCUCAUUCGCGUUGUCCGUUCAGGCGUUGAUCUUUCGCAAUUAGCGGCGCACGUUAGGAACGAGUGCCGAUCAAACGUUUCCAUUCAGCAGGCAUACGAGCAGAUCGACUUCUGCAUCGAUGGGCCUCUAGAACUACCGUCACCAACCCAGGUACUUGGAGAGAUAGCACCGCAGGGAGAUGCAAAAUCCUCCACUUCGGAUGCACCAGAGGUCAAUAGCGAGCCUUUCCAACCAGAUAUAUGGCGUAACCUCAACAGAGAGUCAUGA
Molecule: messenger RNA, 480 nt
Organism: Capronia epimyces CBS 606.96
Lineage: Eukaryota; Fungi; Ascomycota; Eurotiomycetes; Chaetothyriales; Herpotrichiellaceae
Exons: 1
Coding region: 1-480 (159 amino acids)
Biological process (GO): regulation of DNA-templated transcription
Molecular function (GO): DNA-binding transcription factor activity, RNA polymerase II-specific; zinc ion binding
Source: RefSeq, a predicted model, not a curated record